AAUGAUUAAACCGAACCAGAUAAUUCUAGAGAGGAAAUAGAUGCUAUGAAGCAGUUGGAGAAAGAAUGCCACAGCAUUGACUGCUACAUUCCCUGUGCAGAUUAGAUUUUCGAGUUUAAUUUGAAAAGAAGCUCGACUUCUGCUGUCAGCACAUAAUAAGUUAAACCCACCUCACCAUAUCCAAUGAAAGAACAACAAUGUUGUUACCACAUGGAUGGCGUCUGGGUCCCGCCUACAAGUAAAGUUCCGGAGUAACUUUGAGGUGCCAUGGUGCUGAAAGUGUCUUAGGGAGGAGAGGCCGACUGGACAGUGCGGUUACGGAGGUCUCGGAGAAGGGGCAAUGUCAGCAGAGGGUAAUCCGCAGGAGGGGAACCCCAGGCACUGCGGCGACAAUCCGCCUGAGCAGCGACUCUACUCCGACUCAACGCUGCGCUGCAUCGCGGAGCUGCGGGAACGGGCGCUGAAACACAGCGCAGACUGGCCGCUCGGUCUCCGCAAUGAAUUCCUGCUCAGGUUUCUGAGAGCCCGAGACUUCAACAUCGAGCUGGCGCUGAAGCUGCUGGCCAAUUAUCAUAAAUGGAGAGCAGAAUGCCCCGAGAUCUGUGCAGACCUGAGGCCUUUAACAGUCAUGGGCCUCCUGAAGGCUGGUUACCAUGGCGUUUUAAGGUCUCGUGAUUCCAGUGGAAGCAGGGUUUUGAUAUACAGAAUUGAACACUGGGAUCCCAAGCUUUUCACAGCCUAUGAAGUGUUUCGUGUCAGUCUCAUUACAUCAGAACUAAUUGUGAAGGAGUUGAAAACCCAACUGAAUGGUGUGAAGGUUAUUUUUGAUCUUUGUGGCUGGCGAUUUGCUCAUGCUCUGCAGAUCAGUCCAACUGUUGCCAAAAGAAUUGCUGCCGUGGUUGUAGAUUCCUUUCCUUUGAAGGUCCGAGGUAUUCACAUGAUCAAUGAGCCCGUACUGUUUGAUUCAGUCUUUGUCUUCAUUAAACCAUUCCUGUCAGAAAAAAUCAAACAGCGUAUUCACAUGCACGGAAGCAAUUACCAGCACAGCCUUUGUAGGCACUUUCCAGCUCAGAUUCUUCCUCCUGAAUAUGGUGGCCAAGGACCUGCUUAUGAGGAGAUCUGUCAGGAAUGGACUGAAUUUGUCCUACAGUCUGAGAAAGAUCUUCUUGAACUUUCACUAGUUACUUGAUACUUCAUGCCAAAAUGUCCAAUGUUUGAACAACACUACUGUACAUCACUUUUGUUAAUUAAUGUAAUAUAACUGGAAAGACUAACUAUGUUUUAUAGAACAAGCAGGUAUCAAGUUAUGCACUAUGAUGUAGUAUAAGCAGAAAUUAAUUGUAAAAGCUAUCAAAUUUGAACAAAGUACUUGGUUUUUGAUAUUUCAGAUUACAGUAAAUUAAGCUUUUAUUACUUUGUAUUUUGGUUUCUGAAUACAUUAUUUUAAAGUUUAAUACUUAAAGCCUUAGGAACAGAUACCUUCUGCAGUGGUUCAACUAAUUUGUUCACUCAGUUUUAAUAGUUGCUGUUUUGAAAUAGAAUCCUUUACUGUGUUCUGAAAACAUACCGAAAGCCUGUUGUACGAGGCAAAUACCUUCUGUAUUUUUAUUUGCCAUUGCAAUAAUUUUGGAAAGAAAAGUGCAAAAAUCCAUGAAUUAGACCGUAAGACAUAGGAGUGGAAGGAAGGCCAUUCGGCCCAUCAAGUCCACUCCGCCAUUUAAAUCACGGCUGAUGGGCAUUUCAACACCACUUCCCUGCACUCCCCCCGUAGCCCUUGAUUCCUUUUGAGAUCAAGAAUUUGUCAAUCUCUGCCUUGAAGGCAUCCAACGUCCCGGCCUCCACUGUACUCUGCGGCAAUGAAUUCCACAAGUCCACCACUCUCUGGCUGAAGAAAUGUGGUCUCAUUUCAGUUUUAAAUUUACCCCCUCUAAUUUUAAGGCUGUGCCUUAUAAGAAACAAGAACAAAACAGUAAAUCUACAAGGCUCUUCUGUAUCCUGGGGACAGGGUUGUCGGUGGGGGGCGCGGUGGUGACAUCAGGGGAGAUCUAAGCUUUCCCUGUGGCACUGGGGGUACAUGUCUGCCUUUUGUGACCUCACAAAUGCAGUGUUGUUUAAUAAAACUAAAAGCCUUUUUUUUGUCUCUCUCCUGCCCUCUCCUUGUCCCUGCCUCAAUCCAGUUCGGUGCUGGGCUGGCUUGACAUUAAAAGAUACUUGUUAUUUCCUGCUCAGGCCACCUAACAAAGCUUAUUGUGAAGUUUUCAGGCUAACAUUGGGUUGUGAUUUUUAAAAGGACUCUGCCAGUCUUGGGAGGGUGCCUUUAUCAAUGACUAACUGGAAAGUAGAUUCUGCUGACUCUAAAACACAUCAAUGGCACCUGGAUUAUUUUAAUUGUUGGCCGAUCUGGAUUCCACCAAGUCAGCAAAGUUAAAUUUGUUGCAAAGUUUUUACAUUAAGCUAGAAAUAGUCUGACUUGAUUGAAGUGAAAA
Molecule: messenger RNA, 2486 nt
Organism: Stegostoma tigrinum
Lineage: Eukaryota; Metazoa; Chordata; Chondrichthyes; Orectolobiformes; Stegostomatidae
Gene: ttpa
Product: tocopherol (alpha) transfer protein
Exons: 5
Coding region: 341-1189 (282 amino acids)
Cellular component (GO): membrane
Molecular function (GO): phosphatidylinositol bisphosphate binding
Source: RefSeq, a predicted model, not a curated record